Messenger RNA from Hermetia illucens (black soldier fly), 706 nucleotides. It is a transcript of the gene Acbp1, whose product is annotated as putative acyl-CoA-binding protein. Gene Ontology annotation, molecular function: fatty-acyl-CoA binding. NCBI's taxonomy places the organism in Eukaryota, Metazoa, Arthropoda, Insecta, Diptera, Stratiomyidae. Bases 138 to 407 code for a protein of 89 amino acids. Gene Ontology annotation, biological process: fatty acid metabolic process. The record is from RefSeq and is a predicted model, not a curated record. The transcript is spliced from 3 exons.
UGGGCCUUUACGUUCCACGAUUCUCGUUCAAAUUGCGGCUAUCAAUAAAUUGCCCACUACCAAGUUGCCGGUGUCCAAAGUGUGUUGCUGGUGCUGUGAAUUCUGAGCUUUGCUGCACUCAUAAUAAAUCUGUGAAUAUGUCCCUCCAAGAGCAAUUCGACAAAGCUGCCGAAGACGUCAAGAACCUAAAGUCGUCACCAUCGGAUGCCGAUUUGCUGGAACUUUAUGCCAAUUUUAAGCAAGCAACAGUCGGAGACUGCAAUACAGAUAAGCCAGGAUUCCUCGACUUCAAAGGCAAAGCCAAGUGGGAGGCUUGGAAUGCGAAAAAAGGUGUAACCAAAGACGCUGCCAUGGAAGCAUAUGUGCAGAAAGCCAACUCACUCAUUGAAUCGAUUGGAUUGAAGUAAUGUUCAACACAACCUCAAAGAUAUUCUACGCACAUUUCGCAAUCAACUGCAGCUGCUAGCAUAAGACAAAAAGGUUGACCAAAUCUUGUAGCUUAUACUCAAAUCGUUCAUUGAAAGAAGAAGUAACGUUUUCCUAGUUUUCGUUUAUUCUCGCUUAUCACAAAUGUUCUAUAUUUUUUCUAUAAGAGUAAAACAUUUAUUUAUAAUGUAGCGUAGCGAAAAGCACCUUAUCGAUGUAAUACACAUUUGUAAUAUGUCAAAUGCAGUUUCACACUUUUUAAAUAAAGAUUUACAGUGAG